Messenger RNA from Daldinia caldariorum, 231 nucleotides. RefSeq lists its product as uncharacterized. The record is from RefSeq and is a predicted model, not a curated record. Gene Ontology annotation, molecular function: oxidoreductase activity, acting on paired donors, with incorporation or reduction of molecular oxygen; heme binding; monooxygenase activity. Bases 1 to 231 code for a protein of 76 amino acids. NCBI's taxonomy places the organism in Eukaryota, Fungi, Ascomycota, Sordariomycetes, Xylariales, Hypoxylaceae. The transcript is spliced from 3 exons.
AUGCUCGAGGGAGACAGCCUUUUGAAGGAGUCUCACCGGAUACACACUAGAGAUAUUGCAACCAUGAGGCGGGUCGCCGAUGAGAAUAUCCAACUUUCAGACGGUACCGUCAUUCCUAAAGGUGCAUUUUCCAUCGUUCUCCUAAAUUGUUUUAAGGAUCCCUCAGUCUACCCAGACCCCGAAGUGUUCAAGCCACGUCGCUUUCUAGAGAUGCCCCAACAGACCGGAUAA